Prorocentrum cordatum is the source of this 1690-nucleotide messenger RNA. Lineage: Eukaryota; Dinophyceae; Prorocentrales; Prorocentraceae. The record is from the annotation of a GenBank genome assembly.
CUAGCUCAGGGGGGGGCACGGUUUUGAAAUCCAUUCUCGUCCUUUUCACCGCUUCGUUCUUUGAAGGCGGCCGCAAUUCCCGCGACGGGGCCGCACCUGCUUAUCUACGAGCUGCAUGGGACACAUCUCAGGAGCCUGUCGCAUAUCCCGAGCAGCCAUGUGGCAGGCCUCGCUCAAGCUGCCGGACGACUCUGGCGGCAGGGGCUACCGUGGGGUGCCCGUGCGCUACAUCACGGGCGCUUCUUGCUCGCUCAUCUUUUGUCUUUGCAGUGCUCGCAGACAUUCAAGCUCGCGGGCCCCAUGGUGCACAGAUGCAGGGUCAGCUACCUCAGGAUGAGCUUCACGGCGCCGUGCAGUCGUGACGGACAAUCGCAUUAUCAGCUGCACCCCCAAGGCGGUGUUCAACAGGAUGGUGCCAAGUAUUUGCACGGCAGAUUGCAGAGUGGUUUCACGCCUGUGUUCAUAAGCCUGCUGGUGUUCUGCCAAGCCAGGGUGUUCUUCAAUCUCCCGGGCGGCACCGCAGUGCGACCCGCAGCAACGACAUCGAGCAUUCCGCCGAUACCACGAACGCCAGCUACAAUAAGGACGACUUCUACUCCACGGAGCCGGACACCACCGACGACGAGGCCACCGACGUCAAGUCGCUGCCGCCAUACGCCAGGGAGUGCCACGGAACCCCAUGUCGGCUUGCAUUAUGGUGCACGCUUUUGCUUUCAUAAGCCUAGUAUUGUUCAGCUGCACAAGUGUGUUCUGCAGUCUCCGCAGCAGCUCUGCGGCCGCCCCGCAGCAGCUCUGCGGCCGCCCCGCAGCAAUGUCAUCGAUAACACCCUCGAUACAACAGCUCCAGCGAGGACUCGACGGGGUCGGGCUCUGCCUACGCCGAGCCCAGGUCUUCGACCUCAACAUGCUGCCGCUUCACAGCAACGAUUGCGCCGCCCAGCCGCAUGGCGAAGAGCAUUGUGGUGCACAUGCGUGUGUUCAUACGCCUCGUGGUGAGCGCCAGGGUGUUCUGCAGUUGCCAGGAGAGAACCGCGGUCAGACCAGCAGCGACGUCGUCGAGGGUACCUCCAAUACCAAGUGCGAGGACACCAACGAGGACGCCUUCUCUUCCACGGCUUUGGAUGCUGCCUUCAAGGGGCCCGUCGACUUCAACUUGUUGCCACCCUUUUACCAGAAAUGGCUUGGGCAGAGAGUCUCGUUCACCAUCCUCGCGGGCCUCACGAACCAGAGCUACAACGGGAAGGGAGGCGCGGCGCUAGGCCCAACUCCUGACAGCCAGCGAGUCAUGGUCAAGCUUGCAGAGACUAACCAGGUUAUCAACGUGAAGCUGGCCAACAGGAAGAAAUAUCUCUCCAGCGCCAGUUGGGACCGUUGCUCGACACGUUACGCGUUCAUCGACCUGCAAGACAUCCCGCGCUGUAAGUGCUCUUCAUCCUGUGUGCGGCAGCAGUGCAGUCUGAAUGCCAGAUUACAUGUCCACCCUUCCUCUUCCUCUUCCUCCUCCUCCUCCUCCUCAUCCUUCCCAUUGUCUUAUGGCCUGCGCUGUGUGCCAUGUUGGGGGUCUGCUGGUGGCGGAAGUGGCAAUUGGGUUUCGUUGCCCCGCGGGAGGCCGAACGUGAACCCUAACGCUACCCAGCUGGAGCCCAGCCUCUCCCUUGGCCGAUGCUCCAGCGUUGGCCUGAGGUCGACG